Molecule: messenger RNA, 3441 nt
Organism: Moneuplotes crassus
Lineage: Eukaryota; Ciliophora; Spirotrichea; Euplotida; Euplotidae
Source: the annotation of a GenBank genome assembly
AAAUUUUCUAAAAAAUGAGAAAUGACGGUGAAAGAAGAAUAAGAAAUUUAAAAAAAGAAUGCAAUAGGAAAAUGAAGCAAGAUAGUUAUGAUGUCACCUCAAAUUCUAAGAAUAAAGACUAUACCAACUUUACAGUUGAGAAGCUCAGCAAUACCGGAUCAAGUGACAGGAACAUUACAUCAAGAGGAGGCAACAGGCAAUUUAACACGAGCUUUAAAAGGGGCAAGAGCAAAGGUGUUGCAAGCAAGCUGAAUUCAAUAAGAAACGGCAGGUUAGAAAUCGAGGAUCCUGAUGAAAUUCUCUCAAAUGAAUUUCCUUUCAACCAAAUGAACCUGUCUGCUCGUGAUGGGAUUGAUCCAAAAUUGGCAAAGAGUUUAUACUCAAGCAAGCCGAAGCAUCCAACUACCAUCAAAAUUGAAACCAUCAGAGAGUUCAUAAAGUCCAAAAUUACUAAUGUGUACAAGAUGCCGGAUCUUGACCAGAAAAUGAAAUAAGGUCAGAGCUGGAAAGCCACCGCAGAGAGGCUCUAAGCUAGAUAAUAUAAUCUACUCCAUAGUCUCAAUGCAGAUGUCUGAAAGAAAGGAGAACUCUCGGCAUAAUUCCUCCAAGCGGGGUCAAAGCUUUAGCAACCUGCAGCUAAAGAUUAAGCCUAAUAUGAUCAUUCAAGAAAUGCAGAGGGACAAAGAGUUCCUGAAGAGUACCAAAACUACUGCACUCCAGCAGAAAUUGAUAAGAAGAAAUAUUACAAGAAAGAAAACUAUCACUGAUCAAGACCAUGAUGAGGUGCUUGACUCUGAAUUUGGAGAUAAAAAUGCAAAAGAAAGUAGCAAGAAUAAGUAUAAAUCCAUCGCAGAUGAAAGAAACAAUUCCAUGGCUAAUAAUUUACGGCUUGAUAGCGGUAUUAACCCUCGUAAGAGCAUUAUCUUGGAUAUCUCUAUUAUCAACAGAGGGAAAGAUGAAACCUCGAAAAGUGUCAAGAAUAAGACAUCCCACAAGGUUUAUGAUAUCAAAAAUAAAGCUGGAAAUUCUUUAUUUCCAUUAAUCCAAAAGCGAGCUAAUCAUCCCACCCCAAACCGAUAUGGGAGAGUCUUUCCCAAGCGGAGUGCUCAUACCUUGAAGAAGAUUAUAGUGAAAUAAGGAUAAGAGGCGUACCGUACCAAGAGUGAGGCCAAGCUAUAUGCAAAACAAUAUCAAGAAAACAGUUAUGAAUAUGAAUAAUAGAAAAUCCCUUGCUAGAACACUCCAUCGCAAACCUGUUGUUGGCAGAGACACUCCGCCUAGGCGACUAAAUGUACAGGGAGAACACAAGCGAGCCCAGGACCAUUUAUCAGUUUUUGAAAGGCUCUCUCAGUCACACCUAAUAAACUUCAACAGGAGUGACUCUCAUUGUCGUAAAUGAGAAGCAUGUCGGAUGAUUAAAGAAGAAAUAGAACCGUACAGUCACCUUUUCCAGAAAGAGUUGAAGCCAAAGAAGAAAAGGAAGAAGUCUACUAAUCAAAAAUUUAAACAAUAUAUGGGAAUCACUAGUGGUGCUAAAAAGAAGAAAAUACCCCAUAGGACACAAAUCAACGGAAAAAUUGAGGAAGAAGAUACCUCAGAAGAAGCUAAGAAAGCAAAGAACAUGAAAAAUAUGUUCCAUAAGAAGAAAGACUCAAGUAAUAGUAGGAACGAUGGGAUGAAACCAGCCAGUAAUCAAGGCCAAAACGAGGAAGAGAAGAAUAAUAAUGUAGGAGAAACAGCUAAAUUUGGAAUAAAUGCUAAGGUUGAUACCACUGGAGUCUUUGGAAACCAAAAAGCAUCAGAUAGUACGAAUCCACAGUACCUUGACCCAUCGUAUGUAUCUAAAACAGAUGCUACACCAAAGGCGAUUAAUUUUGGUACCAAAAAGUCUUCUGUACAAAUAAAGAAGCCGAUGAAGAAUUUACAAAAUAACCCGAUUAGCAAGCCUUUAACUGCUGAGAAACCUUUGUUUGGAACUUCUAUCAAAGACUCAAUUUCUAGGCCAGAAGGAGAAAGUAUAGAUAGCUCUAAAUUCUAUUGUGAAGGAGAGAGUGAAGGUAGCAUGAAAGAUAAACUCAGUAGACCAGCUUCUAAAUCUGAUGCCUACAAGCAACCUGUAAGUCAGUCAAAUCCUUCAGUCAUGGCAGUAGGAAUGAUUCCUACCAAUCUUGAUAAUAUAAACGAAGAGAGUAAGAGUGAAAAUCAGUUGACCCAGGAUGCAAUCUCUGAAGAAGCAAAGGAAGAAACAAAGCUUAAGCAAGACAGAUUAGAAGUUGAAAAACCAGAGGUUGAAGGAGAGAAUAAUUCAGAGUCUUCUCAAGGAGAAGGUGAUGUUGAUAAAUCAGACACUCCCUCAAACCUUCCCCAGUCUGAUAAGAAUGGUCUCGAAACCCAGCAACAUAAGCCAUCUGUAAUCCCUGUGGCAGAUCCUUCCAACAAAGAAGGGCGACCUCCUUCUAGUGUAGGAGAAGGAGACCAAGAGGCUGUUAAAGAAGCUGAAGGGGAGGAUCCACAAAAUCAAAAUCUAAAAGGCCUAAAUGCAGAAGCUGAAGGAGAAGACCCUGCUGAAGAUGAAAAUGACAAAUACACAGAGGAAUUCCACUCAAAAGAUGAAGAUAAUCAAGAAGGUGAAGAAGAGCAUCAACCCGAAAAAACAAAAAAGCUCCCUAACGAAGCAGAGGGAGAUGACAAAGAACUAUCUAGUGGAGCUGAGGGAGAGACCCAAAAUGAGGCAGAAGGAGAAUCUAAUCUAGAGGCUGAAGACAAAGAAAAUAUUACCAAUGAACAAGACCCUUGUAAAGAAGAAGAAGGAAAGGAAGAAAGAGAAAUUGAAAGAGAAGGAGAAGGAGAAGGAGAAAAAGAGAAAGAGAAAGAGAAAGAAAUGGAAGGUGAAGGAGACAAUGAAGCUGAAGGAGAAGGGAAUCAAAAAGCUGAUGGGGAAGGAGAAACUGACCCAGAAAACGAAGGAGAAUCUUCAGAAGAAGAUGUAGAAGACAAUGACAAAGUUGAUGAUAAAUCAUUACCUAAUUCUAAGGAAAAUAAAAUCAAAAGUUCUAUCCAUAAUGAUUAUUCAGAAGUUGAUAGCGAUGGAGAGGUCUUCGAACUACCAAGUAAUAGUGAAAGCUUCAAAGCUGGCACUUUCAUCAGAUCUAGUCAACGCUGAUGUCAUGAUAAAUUUAAAGAAGCAGAGCUUGCACAAAUUCUAUUCAGAACUAGACUUAUGAUAAAGCAUCGUGAAAUGAGUAUGAGACAACAAAAAAAGCGAGCUAACCCUUUAAAUAUUGAAAAGAAGAUCAAAAGAGACGAAGAUUACCGCCCAAUCUAUCCAGAAUACCCAAAACGUAAACUUGAACAAAUAGCUAAAAAAAGCAAAGGAAAUACCCAAAAGCGUCGUCUCAAAAAGUUAAACAAAGGUUUAUAAUUCAAAUAAUUUUAAUUGAA